ACUCGUACGAUACAGUUGAUCCGUGGUCAUCCAGCAGGAUAGAAGGACCAUUUUCAAAACGCGCGUAGCCGAUCAUCUUCACCGCGUUAAUUCUCUUCCCUUUCUUCCCGAGGGCGGACGCGACGACAUCAAAACGUGUCGAAGUAGACUUCGUCUCGAAGUUACCAUGAGCUUAAAAAUAUCGCACCAUCAGGAUUCUCUGACGGACAAGUCGGAAAUAAAGAUGCAAAUAUAACGGAGUCUUGUUCGGGCCGACGAGUAACGUGAUUAACGAGGAUACUGUUGUUUAAAUGCAGAAAAACGGCAGAUUAUAACUAUAAAUACGCAAGUUCAUAAAGAAUUGAUGAUAUUUUUAGCAAUGUCACGAGCAUCCUGACAGAAGAUUGCUAUUUUGUUUACUCAACGACCCGUUUUGUGAGUUUUUUGUCUGUCGGCAAAUCAAGAAGAUCGACUGCAGGAAAAAGACAGAAUUUAGGCUGACCCUGACAAUCGAUUCCAAGGAGCCUUCUAAAUCGCCGAUUAUAUGGAUUCAGUGAAUCUCGCCCAAAUUUUCUGUAAACGUUAAAUACAUCUUUCUUGUGAACAUUUAUGAGAUAAACAUGCGGAGCAAAAUGCACCUACCGUGUAUAACUUUGCUCCUAUUGUUUGCAACCUGUGUAUACACCGAAGAAGUAUCUACCGAUGCUCCGAGCAAUGCCGCAGAGGAGCCGAUCCUUCGAGUACGAAGCUUACCAACGACGACCAAUGUGAUCGAAAAAAAUUGGACCAGCCUGUCAGAGAUGCUGGAUAUUUUUAGUGCGCGUAAUUUAGUAAAAAAUUGGAUCGAAGGAAAGUACCCUGUCGGAGUGCAAUGCGGCAAAGAUAUUACAACGUACAUCGAUGCUCUGAAGAAUGAAGAAAUGUGGGCUCUCAAAGUUGAUGAUGCAUCUGGUAGAUUCACUAACGGAUAUUUCUGGGGUAAUUCUUAUUUUACGGGAUCGGCCACCGAAUGCGACUACAUCGGGAAAACCCCAUCACAUCAUACGUAUUCGAAAAAACAUGUAGAAGAUUCAAAAGUUACUACAUUUGAGAAAAAUCAUGAAUUUCAUACAGAGUCACACAAAAAAAUCAAUAUGGGUUUUAGUGGAGCUAAUUCCUGGUCUGAAACAGACUUCGUCGAAACGCCUUUUCAAUUGGGAUUUUACAUGCUAAAACUUUCUAUAAACGUAUCUUAUACACCAACAAAACUGAUUCAUCUCGGCGUUUGCCUUCCAUUCUCAUGCACUGCCUCUGACGUCGCCGUGAUCGGGAAACUCGCCGCGAACGAAUUUGCAGCAAAGCAUUCGACAAUUGAAAAAGUCAGAGAUCAGCACAACUUAUACGACAUGUAUACAGAUCCAGUCUUUUGGGUUUUAUCCGGUGUCAGCGUGGUGGUCCUGAUACUGAUGAUCCUCGGAACUGGGUACGAUUAUUAUCUGACGAAACAGGCAGCUCGCAAGAGAAAUGUAAUCUAUGAUUUGGAGAAACAUGGAAAACUCGAUCGUCUUACUAAUGGCGAUCGGAAGGUCAUAAAUGCUGUUCAAGGUGAGGUCUACCUUCCUGUUCCAGUGGCAGAUUCUAAUAGCAAUGGUGUGCAGUCGAUUAAUAAUAACAACAGUCACGAAAAUGGUUUACAAACGUCUACCAAAGAAGAGCAGCUUAGUAUUUUCGAGGAACUUCUACUUUCUUUCUCCGUUACCGCUAAUGUGAAGAUUAUCUGCGACCGUAACGUAGGCAGAGACACAAUUAGCACCGUGCACGGACUUAGAGCGAUAUCGAUGGCUUGGGUCAUCCUCGGGCAUACGUGCAUUAUCGUCUUUAAGUACUCGGACAACAUGGAAUAUCGUAAAGUGGUGGAGAAGCGAUUCCUCUUCCAGACCAUCACGAACGGGGCCUUCAGCGUCGAUACGUUUUUCUUCAUGGGCGGUUUGCUCGUGAGCUUUCUGUAUUUCAGAACCAAUGCCAAGGGAGACCUGAAGAGACUAACGCAGGGCACGCGAGGCUUCGCCGCAGGCACCCUGAAAUUCAUCGGGCUCCUUUUGUAUCGAUUCUGUAGACUCACCACGCCGUACAUGUUCGUUCUGGGGCUGGUCGAGGUUUCGAUGAAGCAUUUCCACACGAAUUCCGUUUUCGAGCCUCCCACGGCAGAUCACUACAAUUGCCCCAAUUAUUGGUGGAGAAAUUUGCUCUAUAUCAAUACUUGGUUUCCGGUCGAGCAGAUGUGUAUGCUUUGGAGCUGGUAUUUAGCGGACGAUACGCAGUUCUAUAUCGUGGGCGGAGUGAUUUUGGUACUGGCUACGAAUCACUUUAAAAUCGCAGCUUGCGCGUUAGUCAGUCUACUAGUAAGCUCAUGGGUAACCACCGGCUACAUCGCUCUAGUUAAUAAUCACAUGCCGAGCCUGGACGAUCCGUUGGCGCUCUUCGACAAGAUCUACGACAAGCCGUGGACGAGAUUAGGUCCUUAUCUGAUCGGCAUGACGGUCGGUUAUUUCCUCUUUAAGACUGAUUGUAAAGUGAAAAUGUCUAAGACUACCGUCGUCGUGGGAUGGCUCCUGUCUUCCGCGUGUCUCUUGAGUUUGCUUUACGGUCUGUAUGAGGCAGAGCUUACACCUGUUACCGCAGCCGCGUAUUCAUCCUUGAGUCAUAGCGCGUGGGCGCUGGGUUUAGCGUGGAUCGUAAUAGCAUGUAGUACUGGCUACGGCGGCUACGUAAAUAAGAUCCUAUCGUGGCCGCUCCUGUACCCGUUCAGCAGGGUGACUUACUGCUCUUAUCUAGUUCAUCCGCUUGUGAUCCGUCUAACCGCUAUGAACCUAGACUCUCCGUUUCAUCUAGGGAAGGAUAUAAUGAUGAUAACAUUUCUCGGGCAGCUAGUGCUGUCGUACGUAUUGUCGUUUGUAGUGUCAAUCGCCUUCGAAGCGCCGGUGGUCAGUAUGCUGAAGAUUGUUUCACCGAAAAAGCGGAAACGUAUACAAUAGAGAUUGAAGAUUAUAUUUAAUACAUGUCAUACACCCCGUACGUAAUUAUUUAUAUGAUCUUAUAUCUACACAUUAUAUAUAAAUUUCGUUAAAGAUCCACGAGGAACAACGAUAAAAUAUCGCGAACAAUUAUUACAUAUACGCAUGUACUUUUAAUAUCAUUUAUCCGAUUUGUUUGAAAUAUGUAACAGUUGUAGACCUCUCUGUGUAUCGCUAGAUGUAAAAUAAAUUAUUUCCCUUUGUAUAUAAAUUCCAAUAACGUUUCGCUGAAUGAAACGAACUGCUCCGGAAAAAAAGUACUAAAUGUACGUACUUCAAUAAUGUCAGCUUUUGUUUGUACUAAAUGCAAUAACGCUGAACGAAGACUACUCUCUUUAUGAUAAUCAAUAUCUUUUAUUUACACAAAUAAAAAAUAAAUAUUUA
This is a messenger RNA of Wasmannia auropunctata (little fire ant), 3416 nucleotides long. Its product is annotated as nose resistant to fluoxetine protein 6. Gene Ontology annotation, molecular function: acyltransferase activity, transferring groups other than amino-acyl groups. Lineage: Eukaryota; Metazoa; Arthropoda; Insecta; Hymenoptera; Formicidae. The transcript is spliced from 10 exons. Bases 600 to 2993 code for a protein of 797 amino acids. The record is from RefSeq and is a predicted model, not a curated record.